Molecule: messenger RNA, 3986 nt
Organism: Solea senegalensis (Senegalese sole)
Lineage: Eukaryota; Metazoa; Chordata; Actinopteri; Pleuronectiformes; Soleidae
Gene: gpr68
Product: ovarian cancer G-protein coupled receptor 1
Exons: 8
Coding region: 337-1464 (375 amino acids)
Biological process (GO): cellular response to pH; G protein-coupled receptor signaling pathway
Cellular component (GO): membrane
Molecular function (GO): G protein-coupled receptor activity
Source: RefSeq, a predicted model, not a curated record
GAGGGAGAGCGUGCUGGUGGAGGGCGAACACACACACACACACGCACGUGCCGGUCGUCAGUGUGAUGCAGAUAGGCGAUCGAAUUUGAAAGCGCCUUCUGUGUCACUCGCAGCCUUGACUUGAACAACAACAACGACGUAGAUCGGGAGAGAUGGAAGGGGCCAAAUAAAAGUGGACGACUCCAAACGGACCGGACCAGCGCUCACAUUCAGCACGUGUGUAGCGCAGUGUGAGGCCACAGCUGUGACGACACAUCACUGAUGAAGUAUGUCUGAGAACAGCUCUGCGAGUGUGAGAAUUAGUGGACGUGUGAGUGAGACGUGAAGGCGGUCGCCAUGUCAGAGGAGGACGUGAUUAAUUGCACCAUCAGCCACGAAAUCCACCAGUACGUCUUCUCCUGUGUCUACAUAGUCGUGCUGUUGGUUGGUGUUCCCUCCAACUUGUAUUCUCUGUACCACGCUGCUGUGCAGCUGAAGCAGAAGAAUGAGCUGGGAGUUUAUUUGAUGAACCUCACCGUGUCUGAUCUGUUCUACCUGGCAUCGUUACCACUCUGGCUCCAGUACAUUUUUCAGGGUGAUGACUGGCGUCACAGGGAAUGGUUGUGUCAGCUGUGUGGCUUCCUGCUCUAUGAGAACAUCUAUAUCAGCAUCGGUUUCCUGUGCUGCAUCAGUUUAGAUCGCUACCUGGCUGUGGUUCAUCCUUUAAGGUUCACCUCCUUACGCUCCAUGCGCGCCGCGUGGCUCGUCAGUGCCAUCAUCUGGCUGAAGGAGAUAGCAGUGGGCGUGGUUUUCUUUCACCACAAAGAAGUGAGCAGAGACCGCACGAACCAGUCGGUGUGCUUCGAGCACUACCCAAUGAAGCCGUGGGAGUACCCGAUCAACUACUACCGCUUCACUGUGGGCUUCAUGUUCCCGCUGGCCAUUCUGUUGAUCAGCUACCUGUGUGUGCUGCGUGCUGUGGGUCGCAGUGCUGGGACACAACCAGUUCAGAAGAUAAGGAUCAGGCAGUUAGUCAGCAGCACCAUCCUCAUCUUCCUCGUCUGUUUCUCUCCGUACCAUGUGUUGUUGUUGAUACGCACCCUGCUGGAGCGCGACUGCAAAUUUAUCACAGGCAUUUUUAACUUCUACCACCUGUCGUUGCUGCUGACCACCUUGAACUGUGUGGCCGACCCCGCGCUCUACUGCUUUGUCAGUGAAAGUGCCCGCCACGGCUUCUACAGAGCCAUAAUCCGGCCCUUUGCUCGGGUACUCUGUUGCUGUUGUCGCCGAGGCAACGCGACUCCCGCCAACCCAGCCACCGACUCCCACGAGGUCGCCACUGACGAGAACAACGGCCACCCGACAGUGACGCUGCUCACGCACACCGCCACAAAAACAGAUUCCGUCUGCAAAAACACAAUUUUAAUCACACAGACGGAUGAAAAAACUAUCAUUCCAUUAAUUGUGCAAAAUAACGCACAUUGACAAAUGUGAAGCGGAGCUAACAACAAUAUCUAUGAAAAUAUUCCAGGGACCAAUCAGAGACUAUGGUUUCAGAGGCCUCAGGGCAGCAGGACUAAAAGGAAAAGAUUCUCAGACUAAGCUGAAGUGAGCGGAGACUGAAGGAAACACAAUGAAGGCUACAUCCGUACUACUACAUUUUUAUUUUAAGAAAAAACAUACAGUCUGUGCCUGUCGUCCACAUUAGCCCGUCGAAGUAUAAAAAUGCUGCUGGCUCCAUUUUUGCUUAAAAACUCAAAGGCUGCAUUUAAGUAGAGAUGUGCCAACAGUCAAGGCUGCCAUAUCCCAGAAUUCUUUGCGGCACAGCAAUACAACAACCAUUAAAAACCUAAAGAACAAGAAAGGACUGGAGAUGAACACAAAUGCAAACAGUGAAUGAAUAAACUAAACUCUAAACUGUUAACAAUUAACAAAAGGAGAUAUGAUUAGAUGGAGGGGGUUAGUUUUUAAGAACCUACAAGAAUUUGCAAGAAGCUUAAACACAUUUAUUUGACCUGGUCAAACCUGUGUUUGCUCUGCUACAUCAUGUCGAAAGUGAUCCGAUAUGAAUACUUAAUAAUUAUGAAAAUACUAUUCCAGGUUACUCACAGGCAUCGUUUCAUUUCCUCCUGUAUUACAUAAAAUAUUGAACAAAAAAGCCAUUAAAAAUGGCUGUUAUAUUUUAGAUAUAGUUAUUUGUAACCUAUUUACAUAUAUCUAUAUUUUUAGGAUCUUUUGGCCGACGGAGAGUUAAAGCAACAGUCAGCUUUUGAGGGGCAGGAAGACGAGCGAGUCAGGACUUCAAACUGUAGAGGGCAUUACACUGCGCUCAAUGCACAAUGUAUUUUUGAGAGAGGUACUGAGGCUUUUUAAGUCGGUAUCAUUCAGUAUUUUUGCAGUUAAGAUUAGACACUUGGCAGUUAACUACACCCGGCUGGCACCCUGUGUGUUGAAGUACCAUGUUCCCUUAAUCUCUGAUGACACGUCACGGUUAUUUAAUGUAUUAUUAAUUAUAAAAAUAUAUUUAUAUUAAUAUUAAAGGUAUACAAAUGCAUACCGUAUAUCACCUUUAACCAGAGCCAGCCCAAGGCAUAAGUGAAUAAUGUAAAAAAAAAAAAAACAUUUUAACAUAUUAAAGAAAUCCAGAUAUCUUGAGAUAUAUUUAGAUGUCUCAAUACUGUUUAUUUUGAAUUAUUUAGUUUUAUUUUGGAGUCGAAGAUUUGCUCAUUCAGUGCACAUUUGCACAUCAGUUUUGAAAACUACUUGUUUUAUUCAAGUCCAUUAUCACCACACUUGGUGCUUCACUUUGAAUAGGAAAGUAAAAAAAAUACAGUAGUGACACUGGUUUAGUCUAAAUAACACCACCAUAAUUCAUGCAAUUUACAGUCGAGCACCAGCUAAUAUACUAAAAUUCAAAUUCCGGUUAGGAUAAAGGCUUGGACUGGCACCGUCUUUAUCACUUCAUGUAGUUUCAAUGUCACUUUAUUAGUGUAGUAACAGAAAUCCCUGCUGUGACUUUUCAUCAUUACUUUCUCGUUAGUAAGCCUGACUGGGGACAUUACUUAUGAAAUGGUGCUAAAACUGUGGGAACCGGAUCAUUUUUAAUCUGCAAACACUGUUUGUUUUGUUGUUGUUUGUUUUUUAAAAAAAGUGUAGUAGUAUUGACGUAGCCUAUGAGCUGUAUGUCAGGCUCAGUCUGGCACCCAGCUGUGUGGAGCAGCAUCCACCCUCACUGGAGCGAAAACAUGUUCUUCUCUCUUUCAAAUGAUCAAGCCGUGAGCUCAGCAGCAGCGGCUGUCGAUGUAAAAUGUCUUGUAUACAUGUUAAUGUGAUGUAGAUAACAGAGCAAAUGACAGUUUCAUGUUGCAAUAAGUCUAAGGAGGUCAUCCUUGAAUUUUCCAGUUUUCCUUUUAAAGUGGUAUUAUCUUACCACCUUGUUAAUACUUAAUAAUUAUUUUACUUAUGUAUACUUUUGAAGCCAUUUCAGCGAUAGUUGAGGUUUAUUGAAGUACCGACACAUACAGCCAGUGCUGACUGUACUGUGUGUGCUCACAAGGCUCAGAUAAUAACAUCUAUGACUGCUUGAGUCUACGAUAUCUUUGUGUUUGCUUUACCGGAAACUGACGUUCUGUGAACGACUCACUCUCCUGUACCAAAGUCCAUAGAGCAAAUGUGUGUUUUUAGCUUGCGUGGACACAGAAGCUGCUUGUCUACCGCCAACAGUAGAUCAUCUGUGAAGUUCAAUUGCUGUUUUUCUCUAUGGACUUUGGUGCAGGGAGUGAGUGGUUUAAGUGGCACAGACUCUGUAGGACACAAACACCUUUAAAACCACAAAAACACCUAAGCUAUCCCUCUUAACCCUUAAAUACCUGAGCCUCAAAAGUGUUUUUGCCCCUUUUUCCAGAAUAACUUUCAAUAUCUGGCAGUUAUUGACAAUGUACUGCAUGCUAUAAGUGUAUCAACAAUUUAAAAUGAAGGAAAAACUGAAAGUUUUAUUUAGAAAAAUA